Molecule: messenger RNA, 808 nt
Organism: Telopea speciosissima
Lineage: Eukaryota; Viridiplantae; Streptophyta; Magnoliopsida; Proteales; Proteaceae
Product: probable glutathione S-transferase parA
Exons: 3
Coding region: 78-737 (219 amino acids)
Biological process (GO): glutathione metabolic process
Cellular component (GO): cytoplasm
Molecular function (GO): glutathione transferase activity
Source: RefSeq, a predicted model, not a curated record
AGAAAAGAAGACUAGGUCUGGAAGGCCGAGAAAGAAAGCCGGAUUCUUGGUAGGAGGGGAGACAAGGUUUAUGAGAAAUGGCAGAUGAGGUGAUUCUGAUGGAUUUUCGGCCCAGCCCUUUUGGGAUGAGGGUAAGGAUUGCCUUGAGUGAAAAGGGUAUCAAAUACGUGUAUAAGGAAGAGAACCUAGCCGAUAAGAGCCAUCUACUUCUGAAAAUGAACCCAAUUCAUAAGAAAGUCCCUGUUUUGGUCCAUAAUGGGAGACCCGUUUGUGAAUCCCUUAAUAUAGUUCAAUACAUCGAUGAGAUUUGGAAGGGAAAAUCUCCAUUAUUGCCAUCUGAUCCCUACCAGCGAGCAGAAGCCAGAUUCUGGGCUGAUUACGUUGACAAAAAGAUAUUCGAUACGGGGAGAAGGGUAUGGAUGAGCAAAGGUGAAGAACUAGAAAGAGCAAAGAAGCAAUUCAUAGAAGUGUUAUUGGUUUUGGAAGCAGAGCUUGGAAACAAAGCUUACUUUGGGGGUGAUAACUUGGGAUUCGUUGAUGUGAGUUUCAUUCCCUUCUACAGUUGGUUUUAUGCAUACGAGACAAUUGGGAGCUUCAGUAUAGAAGCUGAGUGCCCAAAGCUGGUAGCUUGGGCGAAGAGGUGUAUGCGGAGGGAAAGUGUUUCUACUUCUCUUCCUGGCCAGCACCAGAUUUAUGACUUCGUUUUGCAUAUUAAGAAGAGGUUUGGAUUUGAUUAGAUAUUUAGAACACAGAAACAGAAACUCACCAGAGAGAGACUGAGAAGAUGUAGCACAGAGUUGAAGGGCCU